Messenger RNA from Lampris incognitus (smalleye Pacific opah), 5833 nucleotides. RefSeq names its product protein jagged-2-like. Gene Ontology annotation, cellular component: protein-containing complex; plasma membrane. Gene Ontology annotation, biological process: heterophilic cell-cell adhesion; multicellular organism development; Notch signaling pathway. The record is from RefSeq and is a predicted model, not a curated record. Gene Ontology annotation, molecular function: Notch binding; calcium ion binding. NCBI's taxonomy places the organism in Eukaryota, Metazoa, Chordata, Actinopteri, Lampriformes, Lampridae.
AUGGCGCCUGUUGUUAAGAUCAUCAACUCCAUUCGAGCAAAGGCUAAGCAACACCGGAGCGUCAAGCUGUUGCUGGAGGAAUGCUCUGCGGAGUAUGGGGAUCUCCUCCUCCACACUGAAAUGUUGGAAAGUCACACCAGUGCAGCCAGCGUUUUAAAGGUUUCCAAGUAUUGUGACCUCUUGUCAAGGCUUGGACAGGAGUUUUCAGGCAGAUUCAGUGACUUUGAGAAACUUGAGCCCUGUGUGGCAUUUAUGGCCAACCCCUUCAUGGAUGUGGACAUAAGGGAGAAUUCAGGACAGAUUGCUGAACUUUUCUGUGUUGAUCCUGUAGAAAUGGAAACUGAGGUGUCCCAAUCCACGGGGUAUUUCGAGCUGCAGCUGCAUUCCGUGGAAAACGCGAAAGGUGAGCUGCUCAGCGGCGAGUGCUGCGACGGCGAGAGGGACGCCGCGGACGGCCGCUGCACGCCCAACGAGUGCGACACCUACUUCAGGGUCUGUCUAAAGGAAUACCAAACGGAGGUCACCACGACGGGGCCCUGCACCUACGGGACUCUAACGACCGGCGUUAUCGGUGGGAAUACUUUUCAGUUCAAGAACGUGAGGAACGGACAAAACGCCGGGAAGAUCAUUAUCCCCUUCCAGUUCGCCUGGCCGACAGUUUGCAAGACGCCGUCAACAAAACGGGUCCCUCGCCUUUUCCGUACGCUGCGAAGGCACUGGAUUGGGGUUUUGCCCACGGCUAGCGGUGUUUUGCAUAAAGUCCGGUCGCCGACUCUGCCGUCACGAUUGCAUGGCCGCGUGCACAGACCGCCGCAGGUCAGCGGUGUAACUCAAGCACUGUAUAGUUACCCUAUCUGCGUCAGGUGCAACUACGGCUGGCAGGGGCCGUUCUGUGACGAGUGCCCCUACCCGGGCUGCGUGCACGGGACCUGCAGCGAGCCCUGGCAGUGCUCCUGUGAGAAGAACUGGGGCGGCCUGCUCUGUGACAAAGAUCUGAACUACUGUGGGACCAACCGCCCGUGUAAUAACGGAGGGACGUGCAUGAACACGGAGCCCGAUGAGUACAACUGUGCCUGUCCAGACGGCUACUCCGGCAAGAACUGUGAGAUCGCUGAGCAUGCUUGUGUGUCCAAUCCAUGUGCCAACGGAGGGACCUGUCACGAGGUUCCUACCGGGUUCGAGUGCCACUGUCCAGCCGGCUGGUCUGGGCCCACCUGUGCUAAAGACACGGAUGAGUGCGCCUCCAACCCCUGUGCACAGGGCGGCACCUGUAUUGACAUGGAGAAUGGCUUCGAAUGCGUCUGCCCUCCCCAGUGGACCGGCAAGACCUGCCAAAUAGACGUUAAUGAGUGUUUGGGGUCGAAGUCUUGCCUCAAUGCUUACUCUUGCAAAAACUUGAUUGGUGGAUAUCUCUGUGCCUGCUUUCAUGGAUGGACAGGCCAGAAAUGUGACAUCAAUUUCAACAGCUGCCAUGGCCAGUGUCAGAAUGGAGCGACGUGCAAGGACACGGAGAAUGGCUACCAGUGUGUGUGCCGGUCUGGCUUUCUGGGGUGGCACUGUGAGAUCCAGAGGAACCGCUGUGCCAGCAGUCCCUGUAGGAAUGGGGGCAGGUGCCACACCCUGCUGGCCAGCUUCAUGUGUGAAUGCCCACCGGGCUUCUCUGGCACCACCUGCGAGCUGCAGAAUAACCCGUGCAGCCCGAACCCGUGCCAGAACAAGGCCCAGUGCCACGGCCUGGCGGGCGACUUCUACUGCACCUGCCCAGACGACUAUGAGGGCAAGACGUGCUCAGAGCUCAAGGACCACUGCAAGACCAACCAAUGUCAAGUGAUUGACAGCUGUACCAUCGCCGUGACUACCAACCAUACCAACAAAGGGGUGUGGCACAUUUCGUCCAAUGUCUGCGGCCCCCACGGCCGCUGUAUCAGCCUGCCUGCUGGGAAUUUCAGUUGCUCCUGUGAGCCAGGAUUCACUGGCACCUACUGCCAUGAGAACAUAAAUGACUGUGUGUCGUCUCCGUGCAAGAACGGCGGCACCUGCAUCGACGGGAUCAGCUCCUUCCAGUGUUUCUGUCCAGAUGGCUGGGAGGGCAGCCUGUGUGACGUGGACGUAAACGAGUGCAGUAGAAACCCCUGCCAGAACGGAGGGCGCUGCGUCGAUCUGGUCAACGACUUCUACUGCCACUGUGUAGACAACUGGAAGGGCAAGACGUGCCACUCACGAGAGAGUCAGUGUGACUCUACCACUUGCAGAAAUGGGGGGACUUGUUAUGAUCACGGAGACUCCUUCCUCUGUACCUGCCCCUCAGGCUGGGGUGGGAGCACCUGCAACACAGCCAAGAACAGCACAUGUGACUCUGGUCCUUGCGAGAAUGGGGGGACCUGUGUCGGAGGAGGAGAUGCCUACACCUGCAUCUGCAAGGACGGCUGGGAGGGACCUACCUGUGCACAGAAUGUCAACGACUGCAACCCACAUCCCUGCUACAAUGGUGGAAUCUGUGUGGACGGUGUGAACUGGUUCCGCUGCGAGUGCGCUCCUGGUUUCGCCGGACCGGACUGCCGCAUCAAUAUAGACGAGUGCCAGUCUUCUCCAUGUGGACCAGGCUCCACCUGUCUGGAUGAAAUCAAUGGCUUUCGCUGCGUGUGUCCUCCUGGACAUGCUGGGCCUCGCUGCCGACAGUUUAUAGGGAUAGGGAAGGCUUGUCGUCAUUCUGAUCUGCAGUUUCCUCACGGCAGUCGGUGGGAGGAGGAGUGCAACACCUGCCAAUGUGUCAAUGGACACGUUCACUGCUCCAAGGUGAGGUGUGGUCGCAGGCCCUGCCUCCUCCCAAAGGCUUUUCCGGCUCCAGACAACAACAUCCCGUCAUGUCUCGGCGGUCACGAGUGUGUGGAGCACCAGUUCCUCACCUGUUUCUCCCCGCCUUGCCACGAGUGGGGCGUGUGCUCCUCCCCUGACCCGCCGCCACCCAUACACACCCAGUGUGAGCCCAACAGCGGUUACCUUGACAACAGCUGCGCUCGCAUCACGCUCAUCUUCAAAAGAGACAAAGUGCCACAGGGCACCACCGUGGAGAACAUCUGUUCAGAGCUGAGGUACCUCCCAGUGACCCAAACGUUGGCUAAAGAACGAGCGCUCCUUAUCCUCUGUGACCUGUCCUAUUCCAACAGCGACGCCGUGGAAGUCGCCAUGUCCUUUGAGCAGGAUGGGCGAGCGAAGGACGGCGAUCAUGGACUGAUCCAGGAGGCGGCCAGCUCCAUCAUUGGUGCCCUGUCCAAGCGGCACAACAGCACAGUCAUGCUCGCCGUAGUGGAGGUCAAGGUGGAGAAACCGGUCACGCCGCAGCCUGUUGACUACCUGGUCCCUGUGCUGGGCGUGGUCUUCACUGUGCUGUGGAUUUUCUGCAUCGUGGUGUGCGUGUGGUGGACCCGCAAGAGGAAGAAAGAGCGGGAGAGAGCGGCCCGGGCUGCUGCGGCGGAGGACAGUACCGUCAACAACCAGCUGGAGCCCCUACGCAGCCGCGCGCUCAAGAACAACUGCGACAAAGACGUUACGUACGAGUGCAAGAAGCUGAUGGGCCCCGGGGACCGGACCUGCGACGGGGCCGAGGGAGAGGAGGAAGGGGAGCAGAGAGGGGAGCGGCAGCAGCAGGAGGAGGAGGAUGACGACGACGAAGAGGUGGAGAGGAGGGGACUGGGGCUGGCAGAGAAGUGCCCCUCCCAAAGGGGCUCCAAAGCCGGGGCACAGGACAGAGGGCCGAUGGGGAAGGGAGCGGUGGUCUGCACGACUCGCAGCGGCCCGGUCAAGGCCCCGCACCGGACAGCGUACAGCCCCAAAGACAACCGCUGCAAAAACCUGAAUGCCGCCAAGCUCAGCGAGGACAUUAAAGACCACUACGUAUGAGUGCAGCGUUCUCUGGUGGGACCUUCCCAACUUAAGGAAAAUUAAAAAAAAAAUUAAAAAAAACAAAAACAAAAAAACUGUGAUAUCUUCAAUGUCAUGGACCGUUAAACCUUUAAAGCACCAAAAGUGAAGAUUUCAGAUCUUUUUCUGUUCGUUUGUUUGUUUUUACUCUUUAUUUCACAUUUAGUUGUUUUUUCCUCACCAUGGAGGCUUGUUUAUUUUGCAAAAACAACAACAAGAGAAAAUACGUAAAACAGACACGAACUUCGGGGGUCUCGUGGUCGAUCAAGAAUAAUCAUACUGUUGGAAUCAAGAAGAAAGAACUAUUUUUUCCUGCUUAAUUUUUUUUGUUUUUUUUUUUGCUGUUGUUUACAAAGUGCUGCGUUCAGCGGCGCAGUCCUUUUCCCACUACGCGGCGUCAGAAAGUUCACCUUUCAUCUGACUGGAGCGCUGCCCUCGGGUUCCCAUCCCACCAUCAUUUGCUGGCAGCUGUCAACGUUGUCUCUACUGUUCAGUGCAUUCAGUUCCUGUCUGCCUUAGCCCCAACCCGCGGGCCUUUUCCUACACUGUCCUGUUCAUAUGUCCUUUUAUAUUUCAGAUGUUCAAAAAAAACCAAAAAACAAAAAGGAAUAAAAAAAAAAAAAAAGGUUUUAUAUCUGCAAGUUCUUUGGAAAGCCGGCACAGAAACACCACUGUAUAUGAUACCUGGCAUGAACAUUUUUGUUUACAUUGACAAGCAUCUUUUCCAUAAGUUGUAAACUGCUUCGGAAGAUCUUUCGUCCGCCCUCUCGACGUAACCCUGCUUAACCGCACCCCGCAAGUCCGCGCGAUCAUUUUUUUCAGUAUUUGCUUUGAUAGGAAGUGCCUUGAGCCCUUAUUUUUCCCCUCCCCGUCGUCCCCCCCUUUUCUCAGACUUUGCAGAAUUUGAAUUCGUCUAAAGGGAAAGAUGUCCCAGCAGCAAAUCUUCAUGCCACCGGAAAAGGUUAUUUUCAUUGCAGUGUACAUAUGUAAAUACAAAAAAAAAAUGGCUGUGUAUAUUUGAAUUUAGUAACUUAAGUGAUGCUUUGUUCCAUAGUUAUUCUAAAGAAUAAGACUGUUUUGUGGUUGUCUUUUUUUUUUCCUUUCUUUUUUUUCUUUUCGUCAACAUGUCAUUCCGCUUAUUAUUGUCCAUUGACACUAGGGCAGGUUUUAUACAGGUUUUUGGAUUAAGUCUGUGUGGUCCCUCUUAAUCAUUGGCCCAUUGGUUGAAAUAAUCAUAGGGACAUUUUUGUUUGUUUUUUCUGUUCGUUUGCUCAGUACCAGAGCCGUUUCCCAGGCCCGUCGUUAUAAUGGUUUGGACCUGACACGCAGCAUGUUGGACACUGGAUAUAAUCGAGGAUCCCCUCGACUAAACAACGUGGGCCACUCCAAUAAGAGGGGGCGCUCGUUUAGAAACACCCUUACCUUUCCAUUCACAUCACUGAGUUCAGAUAACUCAGAAGACCAGAGUCCUCACACCUGUAGGACUCGCCCUUCCCGUAAACAAUUUGGUCUCUUGAUUUUAACAGUGUUUUAAUGGGUUAUCUACAGUUGAUAACAUUACAGAACACCGGCUCAGCUUCUCUCCAAACACCUGUCACCUGUGUCCUUCACAUUCGGCUGUUAUCGCGGCUGCAGCCAUCUUGUUUUGCAUCCCUGUUUGGAAGUUUUCAGUCGAAUUUAACUGUAUGAAAUUACUGCAGCCCUGCACUGCUGUGAAGAAUCGGGUCUAUUGACAGGCCCUGAAUGAAUAUUUUUCACUUGUACCUUCAAAGAUUAAGACGAGCCCAUUGAGCACAGAGAAACAGAAUUGUAAGUUGUCUUUCUACAAGCCAAGUUCAAGUUUCACUUUAUCAUCACACACACACCUACGUAUAUAUAUAUAUAUAUAUAUAUAUACAUACAUACAUACAUA